Amborella trichopoda is the source of this 2055-nucleotide messenger RNA. Its product is annotated as SWAP (Suppressor-of-White-APricot)/surp domain-containing protein / D111/G-patch domain-containing protein. NCBI's taxonomy places the organism in Eukaryota, Viridiplantae, Streptophyta, Magnoliopsida, Amborellales, Amborellaceae. Gene Ontology annotation, biological process: RNA processing. Gene Ontology annotation, cellular component: nucleoplasm. The record is from RefSeq and is a predicted model, not a curated record. Gene Ontology annotation, molecular function: RNA binding.
CAGGUGGGGCUGCAAUUUUUACAGGAUUAGAGGAAUUUUUUCCAGGUGCGAUCGCUGCGCUCUCUCUCUCUCUCUCUCUCUUCAGGGUUUCAUUGUCUUAUCGAAGGGUUAUCCUACAACAUCCUGUUCAUUCCCGCUGGAUUGAUUGCAGUUACUCAUUUGAAGUGAUUGAUAGAGAUUGCGUUAUAGGCACUUCAAGUUAUUUAGAAAAUUACUUGGCACUUGUUAACUCUCCAGUGUUUGGAGAAGGAUUACGUAAACGUGACAACUAUGGAUAAACCUGGUGAUCCGAAAUUGUUUGUAAAUGAUGGUUCUUUCAUGGAAAGGUUCAAACAGCUUCAGCAGGCUCAAUUGGAUAAGCAAGGAUCUGCGUCAGCUGAAAGUGUGAAGCCACCCACCUUUUCAGGUUUACCCAAGAACAAUAUGACCAACAUUGUUAUGAGCAAGAAGGUUGAUACUGGUUCAAAUGAUGCAAGGAGGCCUAUUCUUAAUUCUCAGAAUCCAGGUGGAAAAUUGGCCUUUAGUUUAAAGCAGAAGCCAAAGCUUGUUGUUGCCUCUAAGUUGGGUGUAGAUGAUGAAGAUGACGAUGAAACUGGGCAUAGCGAUGGGUCUUCUAAGAAGCCGAAAUUGGAUAAUUCCAUUGCAUCCUCAAUGUCAUUAGAUCGAGGGGAGUUUGUACCCUCUCCACCAAGUGAUCCUGAGGUAAAGAAGGUUGCCGACAAACUUGCAAGUUUUGUGGCGAAAAAUGGGAGGCAUCUUGAAAAUGUCACACGCCAGAGAAAUCCAGGGGAUACUCCUUUUAAGUUCCUUUUUGAUGUGGAUUGUGCCGAUUACAAGUACUAUGAAUACCGCAUUGUAGAGGAGGAAAAAGAGCUCGCUCAGACAAAAGCAUCCCAAGCUACCAGUGCUCCAAGCUCAAGUAGCAGCGGUGGUUUUCGACCAGCUAAUACUCCUCCGAAGAUCUCCUCAUAUCAACACACAAGGUAUCAGACCCCAGCAUCUGCUCUGUAUUGUGGUGAUGAUGAACCAUCAUCAGUUGGAAGAACACCGUCACAUGGAGAAAGCAGUGAUCAAUCUCAAACAGCUGAUCCCAUUGCAAUGAUGGAAUAUUAUGCCAAGAAAGCUGCUCAGGAAGAGAGGAAGAGGCCACCAAAGCAAUCAAAAGAUGAGAUGCCACCCCCUCCAUCUCUUCAAGCGCCAGGUAAGAAGGGGCAUCACAUGGGUGACUACAUUCCACAAGAGGAACUUGAGAAAUUCCUAUCAGCCUGCAAUGAUGCAGCUGCUCAGAAGGCUGCAAAAGAGGCAGCUGAGAAAGCCAAAAUCCAAGCUGACAAUGUGGGUCACAGGCUUUUAUCAAAGAUGGGAUGGAGAGAAGGUGAGGGGCUUGGAAGUCAUAAGAGUGGGAGGGCGGACCCUGUGAUGGCAGGCAAUGUGAAGCUCAACAAUCUCGGGGUGGGUGCCGAGCAACCGGGUGAGGUGACACCCGAAGAUGACAUUUAUGAACAAUACAAGAAACGCAUGAUGCUUGGUUAUCGUUACCGCCCCAAUCCUCUCAAUAAUCCAAGGAAGGCUUAUUACUAGAUGAUCAAUUGGGCUUCCCAUAUUACCAAAAAAGAAAAGGGUUUUUCCUUCACUCAAGUGGCUGCCACAUCGGGCUCACUAGGUCCACAUUUUCACUGCAAAACCAUCAGAAUGGGCAAUACUAAGUAUCGACACUGAUGAAGCCUUAGAAAUUUAUCCGCAACUGAUUCGCGCAUCGAUCUCUUUCGACCUAUGAAGCAUAAUGUAGAUUUAUUUGUUAUGGGACUUCAUUAAAUGGCCUUUGCCAAGGUUUGUAUGCGUUCAUUUUUUGCAGAAGUAUAUUAGAAUGGAGUGCGAAGUGGAAGCCUGUAGUAACCUUUGUUUGAAACUCGGAAUCUUGAAACCUCAAAUUAUAUUAUCUGGAUACAAUGAGUUUCUAAUGCAAUGUGGAAUCUGAGGUGAGAUUUCCUGGUAAGAUUUCUCAUGAACUUUCGCCCUCGAGAAAAUAAACUCAUUGGGAACUUUUUCAUGAAA